AUGCCUUCCAAUUCUCCGUUUCCAGACGUGGAGAUCCCGGAUGUCGACCUAUGGGGACUCAUGUUUGAGCGGAAAGACCGCGACUUCUCAGAUGACAAGGUCAUUUACCGUGCGAUCAACUCUGACCGAAGAUACACAUUUGCUCAAGUAAAGAAACUAGCCACAGUAUUCGGCCAGGGCCUCCGGAGUCUCUGGGAUUGGCAGAAAGAUGACGUUUUGGCAUUGUAUACGCCAAAUGAUAUCGAUGUCCCGCCAGUCAUAUACGGUACCUUUUACGCAGGUGGAAUCGUUACGCCUGUGAAUCCUGCGUAUUCGAAAGAUGAACUGGCCUACCAACUGGAGAACUCUGGCGCCAAGGCACUCGUCACCACAAAGGCGUUUAUGAAAACGGCGUUGGAGGCUGCCGACAAAGUCGGCAUCCCAAACGAUCGAGUCAUCUUGUUGGGGUCUGAGAAAGAUGAGUCCCAUCAAUGCAAGCACUGGGCCAGUAUUCAGAAGACCGACAUCUUAGAACGGUAUCGCAGAAGGAAAGCCAACCCCGAAGACCUAUCGUUCCUUGCCUACAGCUCUGGUACAACUGGACUGCCAAAAGGCGUGAUGCUCAGCCAUAGAAAUAUCGUGGCAGAUCUUCUUAUGAUAAAAGGAGGUGUAGGCCACUGGUACUCAUCAGCAGACGACAAAUUCCUAGGCGUCCUCCCCUUUUUCCACAUCUACGGCCUCACUAUACUUGUACACCAAACACUCCACCGAGGCAUCGAGCUCGUCGUGAUGCCCGCUUUUGACCUGAAGAUGUUCCUCGAGGCAAUCCAAGAACACAAAAUCACAUUGAUCUAUGUAGCGCCCCCCGUCAUUGUCCGCUUAGCUAGAGACAGCAUAGUAACCCAAUACGACCUUUCCUCCAUAAAAAUGAUCACCAGCGGUGCCGCACCCCUCUCAAAAAGCCUCAUAGACGCCGUGCACAAGCGACUCGGCCUAAAAAUCAACCAAGCAUACGGCCUGAGCGAAACAAGCCCCGCAACACACAAUCAGCCCUGGAACGAAUGGUCCACCUCCCCCGGCAGCGUCGGCAAACUCCUCCCCAACAUGCAAGCAUCCUACAUGUCCCCCUCUGGCCAGGAACUUGCCCCCGGCUCAACCGGCGAACUGCACCUCCGCGGCCCCAACAUCUUCAAAGGCUACUGGAAAAACCCCGCAGCCACCGCUGCCGCCCUGACCCCCGACGGCUUCUUCAAGACGGGCGACGUCGGAUUCGUAGACGCAGAGCAUAACUUCUACAUUACGGAUCGUGUCAAAGAGCUGAUCAAGUACAAGGGGUUUCAGGUUGCACCCGCGGAGCUGGAGGGGAAGCUCAUGGAGAAUGCGGCGGUGGAGGAUGUCGCGGUUGUGGGCGUGCAGGAUGAAGAGAGGCACACGGAGGUGCCCAGGGCGUAUGUUGUGCCUGCACAAGCUACAAGGGGGAGGGCUGGGGAGGAGGAGGAGGCGAGGGAGAUUGUGAAAUGGAUGGAGGGGAAGGUGGCAGGGCAUAAGUGGUUAAGGGGCGGAGUGGUGUUUGUGGAGGAGAUUCCCAAGAGUGCGAGUGGGAAGAUUUUGAGGAGGGUGUUGAAGGAGAGGUCGAAGGGGGAUGUUGGGUUGGGGGUUGGGGAGAAGGCGAAGUUGUAG
Molecule: messenger RNA, 1659 nt
Organism: Bipolaris oryzae ATCC 44560
Lineage: Eukaryota; Fungi; Ascomycota; Dothideomycetes; Pleosporales; Pleosporaceae
Exons: 2
Coding region: 1-1659 (552 amino acids)
Biological process (GO): secondary metabolic process
Molecular function (GO): CoA-ligase activity
Source: RefSeq, a predicted model, not a curated record